AUGCAGGAUGUCCAAUGGCCUGGACAAAAGGCAAAUCCGCCACAUGGUUCUACUGAUAAAUUUCACGUGAAAGUGGUCACCCUCCACGAGCCACCAUUUAUAACGGUAUCAGAUGUGGAUCCAGACACUGGAAUGUGUCCCGGAAAUCAGGGGUCAAUUUGCGAUUGGGGAAGCGAGGAGCGCAUUGACGAAUCGGGAGUUCGAAGCAAUCGAACGGUCAGUAAAUGCUGCUCCGGAUAUUGUGUUGAUUUGCUGAAUAAGCUGGCCAAUGAUAUUGGAUUUACGUAUACGCUAUACAAGGUUCGCGAUGAGAAGUGGGGUCUCAAAACGGGCUGGAACGGUCUAAUUUCCGAUCUAAUAGAUCAUAAAGCCGACAUGUGCGUCACGUCUCUUAAGUUAAACUCGGAACGCGCAAAAGAUAUUGAUUUUUCGAUUCCGUUUUUGGAAACAGGAAUCGCUAUUAUUGUGAAGAUACGUAGUGGUGUGCUCAGUCCGACCGCGUUUUUGGAGCCUUUCGAGUAUUCAACAUGGGUGAUUAUAUUAUGCGUCUCAAUACAAGGAGCUGCGUUGGCGAUAUUUGUUUUUGAAUGGUUAUCGCCAUAUUCAUUUAAUAUGCAGAAGUAUCCACCACCAGAUCACAAGUUUUCACUUUGUCGUUCCUACUGGUUGGUAUGGGCAACGCUAUUUAGCGCAAGUGUUUCUACUGUAUGGGCAGCAUUCGGUUUAACCUUUCUCGCGGUCUAUACAGCAAAUCUGGCAGCGUUUAUGAUCACCCGUGUUCAGUAUUAUGACCUCAGCGGGAUUCACGAUCCUUUGCUCGCCUAUCCUGAAGACCAAAAACCGCCCUUCCGGUUUGGUACAGUGGAUGGUGGGAAUACCCACGAGACGAUGAAACGGAAUUGGUUUCGAAUGAAUGAAUAUGUACUGCGUAACAAAUUUUUUGUGCAAAACGUGACGGCUGGGGUGGAAGCGGUGCGCAGCGGGCAUUUGGAUGCAUUUAUCUACGAUGCCGUGGUCAUCGAUUAUAUGGCGGGCAAAGAUCCAAAUUGUGAGCUGCAAAUGGUUGGAAAAUGGUCGAGCAUGACUGGAUAUGGCAUUGGAUUCCCGAAGAAUUCGCCGCAUGUGCAGCUGGUUAAUCAGUGGAUGUUGCAGUAUCAGCAAAACGGAGACCUGGAACGACUUCAGAAUUUUUGGCUAACCGGUGCUUGUUCACGGGAUGGCCAUUCGCAGACACAAAGCGCUCCACUCGGUGUUGAGAAUUUUAUGUCGGCAUUUUUAAUGCUUGGUGGAGGAAUGCUUGUGUCGAUGGUGGCCCUCUUCUUUGAAUAUAUCUAUUGUCAUCACCUGAGAGGCGCCCUACGAAAAGCCGAUCCAAACGGAUGGUGCGGGGUCAUAAGUAUGGCGAUGGGAAAAUCAUUGUCUCUGGUGGAAGCGACGGAAAGAUGCUGCUACACUAUCACCGCAACCACGAAGAUCACGAAAUGGUUCGAAGGGAGAAAGCGAAACUUCAUUGGGCUC
Mesorhabditis spiculigera is the source of this 1518-nucleotide messenger RNA. Lineage: Eukaryota; Metazoa; Nematoda; Chromadorea; Rhabditida; Rhabditidae. The record is from the annotation of a GenBank genome assembly.